Messenger RNA from Lachancea nothofagi CBS 11611, 2355 nucleotides. The record is from the annotation of a GenBank genome assembly. Lineage: Eukaryota; Fungi; Ascomycota; Saccharomycetes; Saccharomycetales; Saccharomycetaceae.
AUGAAUUCGAAUCAGCAGACACAGCAGGACGUGCUAGGCUCAAUCGUGCCGCAAUUGCAAGGAAUGUCGUUGAGUGGAGCGUCCACUCCUAUGAUGGAUACAAGUAGCACACCUUUACACAAGCCCGGAUCCUUGUUGGGCACUUUGGGCAUACAAAGGGCCAAUUCGCCUUUUGUUGGUGGUGGUGUUGAUGGUGUGAAGUUCGGGCGGCAGCCGCAUGAUUUACAGUACGCUCAGCAUGGUCAGCAAACGCCACACCAGGCAUAUUCCGGUCUGCGAGAAACGCCCUCAUCGUCGUCACUGGCGGCCGACUGGGCUCAACAAAGUUCCGUAGGAAAUGCUGCUGUGCCUAAUAGCAAUAGUGGUUUAUCUGGGACCUCUAUUGAUGGCCACUCGUCAUUCGGACUUUCAAUGGUGGAUGCCUUGGGCGUUCCUUCUAAUGUGCCGCCACCGCCUGGGGUAUUUGCACCUCAUAUGCCAAUCCUUGAGUCGCAAUGGAAAUACGUGGACUUCCAGAAUAUUGUGCAAGGGCCCUUUCCGUCGCAAUCUAUGACCAAUUGGUACCAAGCUGGAUACUUACAAGCUUCUUUACAAAUUGCGCGUGUUGCUACAUCCCCGGAACCCUUUGGUGUCAAUGAGAAGUUUGCGUCAUUAGGGGACCUCAUGGCCAAAGUUGGUGACUUUGCAGAUCCAUUUUCUAAAUUUGAUUUAAUUGUGGCUCAAGCCCAAGCACAAGUCCAAAUGCAACCUCAAUUAAAUCCUCGUUUGCCACAACAAUUGUCUCUUGAUUCGUUGCAGGUGGCUAAUGGCACGUCCGGUAAUGCUUCGGAUCCUAUAACAUUCCACCUUGAAGCAUCUUCUGCUCCUGUCAAUGAUGCUGUCUCAUCAGGGCCACAAAUUGAAUCUCUUGACUAUACGCAUGACCAGCUUUUGGAACUUCGCGAUAGCGAUGGCGGGUAUUUUCACGAAACUAUCUCCCAGAUUCCUGUUCAUAAAUUUGUGGAAAACGAUGCUGCGCCCAAAAGCUACGAUACUAAAACUAGGCAGACGAUCGAUCAAGAUGCGCUGCAAAGAAGACGCGAAUAUGAAACCCUUGCCAAGCAAAGGAAGGAACAACAAUUAGCUCAGGAGAAGCUCCAAAAAUACGAACAGCUAAAGCAGCAACAAGACGCGGUUGCAGCGGCGGAAGUGGAGAGAAGGCGAGUUUUGGUGUCGGAAACUGAAGGUAUUGCCAAACAAAGACAAAAGCAGCGUGAAGAAGAAGCAGAACGUCGUAAAAAGGCCGAUGAAUCGGCGCGCCGGCUACUGGAAGAAGAACAUCAACGUUUUGUACGUGAGCAGCAAGAAACUGAAGAUCGUAACAAACGCGAUGAGCUUGAAAAGUUGCGUAGAGAAAGCUCAACACCUUCUGGCGCUUCCUCCCCGGCAUUGCUGUCUGCAAAGCCUGCACCCUGGGCGAAUAAGACCAAAGCGUCAUUUGCGGGCCCUUCUCUAGCCGAAAUUCAACAAAAGGAGGCAGCUCAAAGAGCCAAACGCAAGCAAGAGCAAGAGCAUCAAACACGCGAAAUCGCUGCCAAACUUCAACAACAAGUCUUCAAUGAAGAAGCUAGCAAACCAAGAAUAGACUCCAUCGCUACUUGGGCCAGCAAAAAAUUGCCUAAUCAACCUUUAGAUGAACACAUGGCUCCUGUCAAGACAAUUGAACAAAUUCAAAAAGAACAAGCGGAGCAAAAAAAGUUCUUAGCUGAACAGAAGAGGUUAUGGGAAGAAGUCCAAAAAAAUGCUAAAGUAAAUGUUGCACCUUCUAGCACCGAUGUGAACGAAUGGACGACGGUCACUAAGAAACAAGUCAUCCCUCUCAAGGCAAGCAGCACUAAGAAUCCAAAUCAAGCAAACUCUUACUUAAGUCCCGACAAAUUGCGUUCUAUGAGCGCGAACUCUAGUAAGCAAAUCGGAUCGUCCACCAGCAUUCCUACCUUGAAGACAAAAGUAGCGACAAAAGCGCCAGUAGCCUACUCAGGCAAUGCAUCUACCUCUUUGCGUCAAGAAUUUCUAAAGUGGUGCAAGUCUCAAAUGAAGUUGUCCCAAGAGGUGAAUGUCAACGGUGUUUUAGAAUUUUUGCUCAGCUUACCCGCUGGCCCCGAGUCCAAAGAAAUCAUUGCAGACACGAUUUAUUCCAACAGUUCGUCAAUGGAUGGCAGAAGAUUUGCCGCAGAAUUCAUCAAACGUCGCAUUGAUUGCGAAGCCAAGCUUACCGAUUCGCUAUCCUGGAGCGAAGCCCUUUCCAUGCCUGAAGGCGACGUUGAGGAUUGGGAAUUUCAGGUUGUGGGUAAGAAAAAGAACAGAAAGCAUUGA